Pimephales promelas (fathead minnow) is the source of this 2193-nucleotide messenger RNA. RefSeq names its product chromobox 2 (gene cbx2). The record is from RefSeq and is a predicted model, not a curated record. Gene Ontology annotation, cellular component: PRC1 complex; heterochromatin. Gene Ontology annotation, biological process: negative regulation of transcription by RNA polymerase II. NCBI's taxonomy places the organism in Eukaryota, Metazoa, Chordata, Actinopteri, Cypriniformes, Leuciscidae.
ACACACACACGUCGAUCACGGAGAACGAGAUGAGAAUGAGAUGAGAACAGUCAUGGAGGAGCUGAGCGCGGUGGGAGAGCAGGUCUUUGAUGCCGAGUGUAUCCUCAACAAACGCAUAAAGAAGGGAAAACUGGAGUAUCUGGUCAAGUGGAGAGGAUGGUCGUCCAAGCAUAACAGUUGGGAACCUCAGGAAAACCUUCUUGACCCGAGACUAUUGGCAGCGUUUAACAAGAGGGAGCAGGAGCGGGAACUCUUGAUCAGUAAAAAGGGGAAACGGCCUCGUGGACGACCCAGAAAAAUAUUGGACACCAUUCCAGUGGUCUCCAAAUCAAGCAGCUCGUCCUCAUCAUCCUCGUCUUCUGGUUCGUCUUCAUCUUCCUCGUCUUCUUCCUCUUCUUCAGAUGACGACGACGAAGAUGAUACCGACAGGAAUCCGAAGCCGAGUCCUCGUCCACGAGAGCAUCACCCGGUCCCGCAGAAGAAAGCGCAGAUUGUCGUGGCCAAGCCGGAGCCGCCGAAGAAGCGAGGGAGGAAAGCGUUGCCUCCGGAGCUGAAGGCGCUGCGUCAGGCCAAAGGUCCUCGGAAGAUCCUCAAGCACUCGGACCUCAGAGGGAGCAUAAAGAAACCGCUCAUGCCCGCAAGCUUCACCUACACCGGGUUGAACCGAACCUCCGGAAGGGAGCCGAUGACACUGCAAAACAGAGGUGCUUUUACCCAGAAGAGUUCUUUAAGUUCCCUUGGACGCUCUGUCGGGUCAGCCUCCACGCCUCCUACACUAAGUCGGCCGGCACAAAUAAAAUCCUCCUCAGAUUUCAAGCUCUCGGUCUCGGAUAUGGGCAGCGGAGGAGUCGAUCCCAAAACGCCUACGUGCAAAUCUUCAGGAGUGGCGGCGUUGAAUGUGCACAGCAGCAAUGGACAAACCUGUCCACAACUCUCUCCAAAUAUGCCGAGAAAACAGGAGGCGUUGGACAAGACUCUUCUUCAAAGAUCAGCAGGAUCUCUCCAGAAAUCUCCAUCGAGCUCCUUUUCGUCUCUCAAAACGCCCUCCAGCCUUCAAGCGCUCAAUCUACAGAGCGUCGACAAAACGGCGCAGGGUAACGGGACCGACAGUGCCUACUUGAAGGGUUCCCCUAAUCCGGGCAGGAAAAGUUCUGGGUUUAACACAAGACACGAGCAGAGUCCUGCACCGAACGUCCCUAGUAAGUUCACGCCCAACCAACAAGUCCUAAAGAGUCCGCAGCGGGAGAAAUCCAAAGCGGACGAUUUGUCCGAGAGGCUCGGGAAGAAGAAUCAAGGUCGAGCCGAUAAGAUUCUGGCUCAGACUCCGGCGCCCGAGGGUCGAGAUUCCCAACCGGUGCAAGACAGAGCCUUGUCUAAAGAUCCCGGGAAACAAGGCAAGACUCUGAGCGAGUUGAGCACCGGAGAAGAGGGAAGCAGCUCGGAUUCUGAACACGAUUCCUCGUUUCCGAGGGACAACCGGGACCUGGGCAUCUCGGUGCAGGCGGGACAGGACUGGAGGCCGACGAGGAGCCUGAUAGAGCAUGUAUUUGUCACCGACGUCACUGCAAAUCUGGUCACUGUGACGGUGAAGGAGUCGCCCACCAGCGUCGGGUUUUUUAACAUCCGUAACUAUUGAAUGUCGUCAACUGAAGCUGCAGCUACUCUGGGGAUAAUCGGGAGAAGCUUCGAAAGAAUUAGCUUUCUUGGUGCUUCUCAAUCUUCAAUGGAUUUUACUUGUUUUAACUCUUUUAGUUGGUCAGUUUCUUGGAGUAGACCAAUGCCUGAAGACCAGCUCAAUCAGAGACAUGUGUAGUCUCACCUAAUUUGAAUCCAGCGUAAAUGUAUGUUACCGACCAUUCGUCUUGGUUUCCACAGCAGGGAUGGCUUCUUGUUCUCUUGAUGUUGAUUCCGAGUACUGUAUUAGUAAAGAAGAAAAUCAGAACAAAUGUAUCCAAAGUGUUUUAAAGCUGAAUCUCAGAUCACAUCUUUUAAGGUGCCUGUUUGUAAAGCUGUCCUCUUUCUGCCUGAUAACAGUUAUAACUGAGGGUUUGUUUUUCCUUCUAGAGUGAAUGUGGGCAUUUUUUUUAUACUACACAACAGUUCUUUGUUUAUUUAUUAUUAUUUCUUACUGGUUUUUUGUUGUUAGGUGACAUGCUGAAACACACAGUAAAGAUACUUUUUUAUACAAAAUUC